This is a messenger RNA of Mycotypha africana, 606 nucleotides long. RefSeq names its product t-SNARE. The transcript has 4 exons. Gene Ontology annotation, biological process: Golgi to vacuole transport; vesicle fusion; intracellular protein transport. The record is from RefSeq and is a predicted model, not a curated record. The annotation marks the transcript as partial. Gene Ontology annotation, cellular component: endomembrane system; SNARE complex; membrane. Gene Ontology annotation, molecular function: SNAP receptor activity; SNARE binding. Lineage: Eukaryota; Fungi; Mucoromycota; Mucoromycetes; Mucorales; Mycotyphaceae.
CACGAAAUCACUACGGCAACUCGUGAGUUGAUCAAAGAUGCUAUGCAAGAUUUGAAAGCAUUGUCGAGCUUCCAAACAACGGACAAAAGCAAAGCUCACAAACGACGCUUGGAACAACAAAAAAUAUCUAAAGAUUUACAAAACAUAACAUCAACUUUCCAAACGUUGCAAAAAGUUCUCGCAAGCCAGCAACGUGAAUCUGUUAAUAGAGUGAGAGCAGCAGCAGUUAUGUUGGAGGCUCGAUCAUCAGCAGAAGUACUACGCAGUCAGCAGAAACAAAUACCAAAUCAUGCACUGGAUCAAGAAGUCGAGUAUAACCAAUCGUUGAUAGCAGACAGAGAAAUUGAAAUAGAGAACAUCGAGAAUGGUAUUACAGAAUUGAAUGAAAUAUUUAGAAACAUGAGCAUGUUGGUUAAUGAACAAGAAUCUGGUAUCCAGAGCAUUUAUGGGAACAUAUUGAAUAUAGCACAGAACACAAGACAGGCAGCUGAUGAAUUGAUAAUAGCUAGUCGGCAUCAACGAAAUACCUUUCGAAACAUGUGUUUAUUUCUAAUUAUUAUUACAAUAGUAGGAAGUAUGUUGGCCUUAAUUAUAAUAGCAGCUUAA